Molecule: messenger RNA, 1005 nt
Organism: Didymella exigua CBS 183.55
Lineage: Eukaryota; Fungi; Ascomycota; Dothideomycetes; Pleosporales; Didymellaceae
Exons: 5
Coding region: 1-1005 (334 amino acids)
Source: RefSeq, a predicted model, not a curated record
AUGCAGGAUGUCAAGAACUCUUCCUCUGCACACAGGUCUAACCAGUAUACUGCUGGGCGCGGCCCUGUCCUCGCUUUUGUCGCCGUGGGCUUGCGACUGCUUGCUCACGCCAUCGCUCACAAGAGUUGGACAUCCAGCGACUAUCUCAUCAUCGCUGCUUGCACCUUUGCCAUUGGCCUGCAAUCAAUCAGCAUAACAGGCGUUUUCGAAGCCGGCAUUGCUUAUGGUCAUUUUGCAGACAUCGUACUCGAACACGGUCUCGGACCUAUUACGAAGCUAUCGCAGCUUAUUAUCCCUCUGCAAUUCUUGUGGGUGUUGAGCCUCACCUGCACCAAGUUAUCUAUUCUGUGUUUGUACCUACAGAUCUUCCCAUAUCCUUGGAUUGUCUGGAGCUCCUAUGCAACCAUGUCCAUUAUUAUCGCCUGGACGAUCGCGACUAUCCUCGCUGGCUGUUUGAUCUGCCGACCUUUCGCAUUCAACUGGGACAAGACGAUCCCGGGUGGAAGCUGUGGCGACCAGGUUACCUCGUUCACGAUGGCGACGUACAACAAGAUGUUCUUUGUCCCUGUUUUCGGCUUAGAUAUCUUCACAUGUGUCAUCAGCGCCCUCCGUAUCUCUGUCCUGUCUUCCAUGGACUUUACCGACAUCACUUUCACAAUCCCCAAAGCCAACAUCUUCAGUGGCAUCGAGCCUUGUCUUGCAGUGGUUCUCGCCUCUGUCCCUUUGAUGCGGCCGCUCCUUGGCCGAUCUACUGCAACACCAUACGGAUCAAGUAAAACGCCUGUGGAGGCUGAUCCGAAAGCCAAGGGUCCAAGAAGGGUGAGCGAUAAUGGGUUCAAGAGGCUAGAAGACGAUACAGGCAAUUUGCGGCUCAGACCGAUGGGAGUGCAGUAUCGUGCUGACGUUUCCGCUUUGCGCGAAUCCACAGAUCAGAAUGCAAGCGAGGGAGACGAGGAGCUGGUUCGUUGGCACAACGCGGGAAGUGGAAUGAAAGAUGGAAGUUGA